AACAUCUGUCUGGUUGGAGGUUUUCAAAGUGAAAGGAGAUGAUGUUGGUUGUGUGGUAAAGAACUCUGCCACUUUGGUUGGUACAAUGUACUCUUUGCAUGCUUCUGAAAUUCACAUUGAUCUUCCAACACUUGAUGAGAAAGACAAAGAGUAACAUUCUUCAGUUUCUUGUUUGUUAUGCCUAUCAUAGCUACGUGGGGAGUGAAAAACAAGGUUGACUUCCUCUCUCUGUCACAUGCUAGACAUGUGGAAGAUGUUCGACAAGCUCGACAAUUUCUUUCUAAGCUAGGUGACCUUAACCAAACUCAAAUAUUUGCAAAGAUGGAAAGUGUAGAGGUGUUUUUGUUUCAGAAAACUGCCCUUUAUAGAUGUAAUAUGGCUGGAAAGCCUGCUGUUGUAACUCGUGUGGUAGACAGCAUGACUAACAACUUGAGACCUACACGUGCAGUAGCUACUGUUGUUGCCAAUGCUGUACUUGAUGGAAGUGAUGCAAUUCUUCUUGGGGCUGAGACAUCGUGGAUUACGUCCAGUAGAAACCGUUUCAACCGUUAGUAGAAUAUGUGCUGAGAAUUGGGGUUCAAUAAAUCUGGUUAUAGCUUCGGAGAAGUCAUUGGCAUGUAGUUCAGCAACAAAGGUAGUGGUACUGACUUGGUUGGAGCUGUCGAAGACCUCGGUCAGUCUUCACUUGAACAUAUUUUGGACAACUUUGAUGUGGAUAAUCGCAAUUGUCUCUCUUCCUGGACGAUUUUUAGCUGCUUUACGGAGGGAAAG
Messenger RNA from Cucumis melo (muskmelon), 771 nucleotides. Its product is annotated as pyruvate kinase 2, cytosolic-like. The record is from RefSeq and is a predicted model, not a curated record. Gene Ontology annotation, biological process: glycolytic process. The transcript is spliced from 8 exons. Gene Ontology annotation, cellular component: cytoplasm. Gene Ontology annotation, molecular function: pyruvate kinase activity; potassium ion binding; magnesium ion binding. The coding region runs from base 178 to 552 and encodes 124 amino acids. Lineage: Eukaryota; Viridiplantae; Streptophyta; Magnoliopsida; Cucurbitales; Cucurbitaceae.